Thlaspi arvense is the source of this 2161-nucleotide messenger RNA. The record is from the annotation of a GenBank genome assembly. Lineage: Eukaryota; Viridiplantae; Streptophyta; Magnoliopsida; Brassicales; Brassicaceae.
CUCGAAACGUUACUUGUUCAAAAGAUCUACGGCUCUUCUACGUAGAUGAAGCUGAGCCUCACAUCUACAAAUAUGCACACGUAGGCAAUCUCGUGUGUGUGUGUGUAUAUAUAUAAAUAUUUAUAUCCCCCUAAUAUUCAAUUUUGGCUAAUUUCGGGUUCUUAGAAAUUAAUUAUAUAGUGGAAAAAUAUAAACACUAGAAUUAAUUUUUCAGGCAUUUUCAAUCGUGUUUCGCGAAAAAAUGGCGUCCGGUUUAAUCGGAAGAUUGGUUGGAACGAAGACGUCGAGGUUAACCACGGCGGCGAGGUUGAUCCCGGCGCGGUGUACGGCUUCUGGAACGGAGGCGGAAUCAAAGGCCGCGUCUGGUGGCGGCGGAGGAUCGAAAUUGAAGACUUUUCAGAUCUACCGGUGGAAUCCGGAUAACCCUGGUAAGCCUCAGCUUCAGGAUUACCAGAUCGAUCUCAAGGACUGUGGCCCGAUGGUUCUGGACGCCUUGAUUAAGAUCAAAAACGAGAUGGACCCGUCGCUCACUUUCCGUCGAUCGUGCCGGGAAGGGAUCUGUGGUUCGUGCGCCAUGAACAUUGACGGGUGCAACGGGCUCGCGUGCUUGACGAAGAUUCAAGACGGAGCUUCGGAGACAACAAUCACGCCGUUGCCUCACAUGUUUGUGAUCAAGGAUCUGGUGGUGGACAUGACCAAUUUCUACAACCAGUACAAGAGUAUCGAGCCGUGGCUGAAGAGGAAGAACCCGCCGUCUGAGCCCGGGAAGGAGAUUCUACAGAGCAAGAAGGAUAGGGCUAAGCUUGAUGGGAUGUACGAGUGUAUUCUGUGCGCUUGCUGUAGCACAUCCUGCCCCAGUUACUGGUGGAACCCUGAGUCUUACCUUGGCCCAGCCGCUUUGCUACAUGCCAACAGGUGGAUAAGCGACAGUCGUGACGAGUACACUAAGGAAAGGCUUGAAGCUGUUGACGAUGAGUUCAAGCUUUACCGUUGCCACACAAUCUUGAACUGUGCUCGUGCCUGUCCAAAGGGUUUGAAUCCAGGCAAACAGAUCGCACACAUCAAGCAACUUCAGCGCUAAACAGCUUUUUAAGCAUGCAUGCGGCAAAGCAUUGGGAAACUCAUACGUUUGAAGCUAAUAAUAAUCUUCACAAAACCUCCAGGAUUUUCAAUUCAUUCUUGUAUUGUUGUUGUUGCCAAAUAUUAGCGCCUGGAGAAACUCUUUUGCAAGUCCUCCCCAAGUAGAUCGAGCUUUGUGGUUGUAUCUUGCUGAAAAAAAUCUCUCUUUUAAAAAGUAAUAAAACUCAGGGAAACUUAAACCUCAUCUACUUAUCAUCUACUCUGUUUGUGUUCCAUCUGCAUUGUCUUUUUUAAAAUCAUUUCAUGUACUUGGGUUUACACAUGAACACAGCGUGAUAUACUAUAUCAUUAGCCUAGUCAUAGAAAAAGAUCACUUGUCCAACUUCCUUAACCUAUGAUUGACUGCAUAAGUAUAACUGCAAGAACUAGCACAAACAAGAAAGAUGUCAGCGAAAACACUAGCUCUGUUCUUUGUCUCUUUGGUCAUUAUUGGCACAGCAACUGAUACUGUUCCGAUAACCAAACAGUUUCAGUUCUUCACGAGUUCUCAGGAAGAUGAGAAGUCUCUGGUUUUUACUGUGCAAGGAUGCAACAACGAUUGCGAAACAGCUUGCUGUGACUGCAACAUAGAGGAACAGCCUCCGGUCUGUGUUCGGUGUUGCCAGAUUUGAGCCUUGGAGUCCCCACUAUGUUCAUGUAUAUGUGACAAAGGAAAUGUAAAAGAUUCUAACACCAAGUCCGGAUGUAAAAUUUUGCUGUUAUCGGUGAUACAGAGGAAGCUAAUGUAUUCUUACCAGAAAAAAACAGAGUGAUCAAUCUAUGGAUUUAUAGACUCAGGUCCUAACACCCUGAAACCACCAACUUUUGCAGCCGGUUUAUCGAAUAAUAUUAUGAACAGAUCCAAAUAUGUAAAAAUUGAACUGAGUUUAGAGUGUUAACCAAUCUACAUUAGUACAUUACACAUCAAACACAUCGUGCAUCAUCUUCUUAAACGACAACGUAAGAAGAAAUAACUUUGUGUCGCUCAUAGUCUUUGGAUCAUUAGAUAAAACAUGUGGCUGAGAAUGUUGUUGCCUUCUCA